AUGUCUCCCUCCGUUGUUUCCGACAAGACCUAUAGCAUCGCUUCUAUCCCCGCUGAUGGAAUUGGUCCCGAGGUUAUCGAGGCUGGUAUCACUGCUUUGAACGCCCUUACCGAUACCCUCAAGACUUUUAAGCUCGAGUUCAAGAACUAUGACUGGAGCUCUGAGACCUACAAGAAGACUGGCAAAUACAUUCCCGAUGGCGGUCUUGAGGAGCUGAAGAAGCACGACGCUAUCUUCUUCGGUGCCGUCGGCGCUCCUGACGUCCCCGAUCACAUUUCUCUCUGGGGUCUCCGUCUGGCUAUUUGCCAGCCCUUCCAACAAUAUGCCAACGUGCGCCCUACCCGCGUGUUCCGCGGUACCGAGUCGCCGCUGCGCAAGUGCAAGGACGGCGACCUUGACUGGGUUAUCAUCCGCGAGAACAGCGAGGGUGAAUACGCCGGUCAGGGUGGUCGAUCUCACACCGGCAAGCCUUGGGAGGUCGCAACCGAGGUCUCCAUUUUCUCUCGUCACGGUGUUGAGAGAAUCAUGCGCUUCGCCUUUGAGACUGCCCAGAAGCGUCCUCGCAAGCUUUUGACCGUUGUCACUAAGAGCAAUGCUCAGCGCAACGGAAUGGUUCUCUGGGAUGAAGUCGCCAAGGCUGUUGCUGAGGAUUUCCCUGAUGUUACUGUUGACAAGAUGUUGGUUGAUGCUAUGACUACUCGUAUGGUCCUGAAGCCCGAGACUCUGGAUACCAUCGUGGCCACCAACCUGCACGCUGAUAUUCUGUCCGAUUUGGCCGCUGCCCUGGCCGGUUCCAUCGGUAUCGCCCCUACCUCCAACCUCGACCCUACUCGCCAGUACCCCAGCAUGUUCGAGCCUAUCCACGGCUCUGCCUUCGACAUCACUGGCAUGGGUAUCUCUAACCCCGUCGCUACUUUCUGGACGGCCGCUGAGAUGCUCGCAUGGUUGGGCGAGGAGGAUGCCUCCAAGAAGCUGCUCGACUGUGUCGAAAAUGUCUGCGAGCAGGGUGUCCUCACCCGUGACCUCGGUGGCCAGGCCACAACCAAGGAGGUCACUGAUGCUGUCGUUGCUGAGAUUAAGAAGCUUGGAUCUAAAUAA
Messenger RNA from Penicillium cataractarum, 1098 nucleotides. RefSeq names its product putative tartrate dehydrogenase. Bases 1 to 1098 code for a protein of 365 amino acids. The transcript is spliced from 3 exons. Gene Ontology annotation, molecular function: oxidoreductase activity, acting on the CH-OH group of donors, NAD or NADP as acceptor; magnesium ion binding; NAD binding. The record is from RefSeq and is a predicted model, not a curated record. NCBI's taxonomy places the organism in Eukaryota, Fungi, Ascomycota, Eurotiomycetes, Eurotiales, Aspergillaceae.